Lates calcarifer (barramundi perch) is the source of this 2196-nucleotide messenger RNA. RefSeq names its product tyrosylprotein sulfotransferase 1 (gene tpst1). Lineage: Eukaryota; Metazoa; Chordata; Actinopteri; Centropomidae. The record is from RefSeq and is a predicted model, not a curated record. Gene Ontology annotation, biological process: peptidyl-tyrosine sulfation. Gene Ontology annotation, molecular function: protein-tyrosine sulfotransferase activity. The transcript is spliced from 7 exons. Gene Ontology annotation, cellular component: Golgi apparatus. Bases 554 to 1696 code for a protein of 380 amino acids.
UUCUCCGCCAGUAGAGCAGUAAGUUCUCACUGUCUGGUUCGUAUCAUCUUCAGACUACCAGCGCAACAAGCCUGUCCUCCGUGCGGCUGACACGGUUUAUGUACACAGAAAAUGUCCAGAAAGUGGCUUUAGAGGACGGUUGGACUGUCCGGACUUUCGCCCUGGAUUCAGUGGAAGUUUUCUGACCGACAUACCCGAGUCUCCAGCGCCGUAUCUGCAGCAUUAGGCCCAGUGAUGAACAAACAGUAAAGCAGAUGAAUCUUGCCCAGUGGAUGGGUUUUUCCUGUAUGAAGAAAUGUCAGAUUGCCUCAGCUUUAAUUGCGCACCAUCCACUCUGAACACGCAAAGGAAGGUCUCUGCAGGUCAUGAACAGUUUGACAGGCCUCAUGGAGCUCGGAACUCGACGCCUGCUGUGCACCAGGGAGCUUGAUCCAUGCCCGGUUCCCAGCAAACAACCAUAAAGGGUGGGAACCUUAACUACCCUUUUUUUCCCAUCCCUUUCCCUAAAUUGCCCUUGUGGUGAUAUUGUCCUCUACUGUCUGUGGCCUGCAACAUGAUUGGCAAGUUGAAACAGAACUUGCUGGUGGCCUGUCUGGUCAUCAGUUCAGUCACGGUCUUUUACCUGGGCCGCCAUGCCAUGGAGUGCCACCAUCGCAUCGAGGAGCGCAGCCAGCCGGGUGGGAUCCUGCCUCUGUCAGCACUGGGAGGCAGCAUGCGGACUACCUUACGGACAGGCCAGAAUCUCAGCACACCUUUCGUUUACAACAAAGACAUGCCACUCAUCUUCAUAGGUGGUGUGCCUCGCAGUGGGACCACACUAAUGCGAGCAAUGCUGGAUGCCCACCCAGAGGUACGCUGUGGGGAAGAGACCCGUGUCAUCCCACGUAUCCUGGCCAUGAAGCAGAUGUGGAGCCGCUCAGGCCGGGAGAAGAUGCGCCUGGAUGAGGCCGGUGUGACAGAUGAGGUGCUGGAUGCUGCCAUGCAGGCCUUUCUGUUGGAAAUCAUUGUCAAACAUGGUGAGCCUGCCAACUUCCUGUGCAACAAGGACCCUUUUGCGCUGAAGUCCCUCGCCUAUCUGGCCAAAAUCUUUCCCCAUGCCAAGUUUGUUCUCAUGAUUCGUGAUGGGCGGGCUUCAGUCCACUCCAUGAUCUCACGGAAGGUGACCAUUGCUGGCUUUGAUCUUGGCAGCUACCGGGACUGCCUGACAAAGUGGAAUCGGGCCAUAGAGACCAUGUACACUCAGUGCCUGGAGGCGGCUGAUAAAUGCCUACCAGUACACUAUGAACAGUUGGUCCUCCAUCCUGAGAAAUGGAUGAGGACACUGCUGAAAUUCCUUGACAUUCCUUGGAAUGAUGCUGUCCUCCAUCACGAGGAGCUCAUUGGGAAAGCUGGAGGAGUGUCCCUCUCCAAGGUGGAGAGGUCCACAGACCAGGUUAUCAAGCCUGUCAAUGUGGAGGCCUUGUCCAAGUGGGUGGGGAAGAUCCCAGCAGAUGUGGUGAGAGACAUGGCUGUCAUCGCCCCAAUGUUGUCCAGGCUUGGCUACGAUCCCCACGCCAACCCUCCCAACUAUGGCCGACCUGACCCCAAAGUCCUGGACAACACCAGAAGGGUCUUUAAAGGUGAAUUUCAGCUACCAGAUUUCCUUAAAGAACAAUCACAGAUCCAGAAGUCUGCAGAGAGACCCAACCCCAGUUAGGAUCAGAGGGAGAGCCACCGCCUCAACACACAGUACAGGACUUGGUGCAGUAGAGCAGAAAAUCAUGGACGUCUCAGCCAUCUCACCAUCUGUUGGAUCUCAGCACGUUUCAGAGGUCACAUGACCAUAGUCAGACCGUCUCCUCUACAGAUCUUUGCCUAUGGAGAACUCUUGGCCUUCAAUGUUGUACUGUACAAAAAAAUAAUACUGGUUCUCACAACCACAGAAUGUCUGCUGAUUGUUAUUUUUGGUGUCACAUCACGCUCAUUGAUUUUUAGAAAUGAUCUCUGGCUAUUUAGAAAAAAACUUUGUGAUCCUGUCGUAACAAACUGCAGUGACCUGAAAUCACAAGAAGUAUUUAUGAAUGGAAAAUUAGCUUUUGGAAAAUGCAAUACCUAUUUUAAUGUUUAAUGUUUUUUUUUCAUGCCUUUGUAUUGUGCAAUGUCAUGGGUACUGACCAGUUUGAAGUAUCGACCGUGAUAAAUACUGCUUUUUUUUAA